UCCAGAUCGCUCUCCCUCAUUGCACACUUCAUUGCUCUCUCUGUCUCUCCCUCCCUUCCUUUGCUUCUCCCCCCAUUUCCUGCUUUGUUUCCUCAUCUCUCCUUGAGAGACAUCUCACUCCCACUCCCAGCCAGGAUCUGCAGGCAAUCCCUCCAAGGAAAUGGCUUCCAAACAGAAAAUGGGCUACAAGUGUCGAAUAGCAACGGUGUUUCUUCUGCUGUUGGCCAGUAUCGCUGCCCUUGUCGCUGUUGCAGUCAUCCAAGAUGCCUGGAAAGCUGAAGAGUACGGCAUGGAGUAUGGCAUAGUGAUAGACUCGGGUUCAUCUCGUUCCAAUAUAUUCGUGUAUCAGUGGCCCGGGGACAAGCAGAAUGAAACAGGAAUAGUAACAGAACUGAAGAACUGCAGAGUUGAUGGUUCUCCCAUCUCAGAAAUUAAAGUUGACCCCAAGAAAGAUGCUAAAACUUUGGAUGGCUUCAGAAAAUGCAUGAAAGAGGUCAAAGAAAUGAUCCCGUCUGAGAAACAUCGUACGACCCCUCUCUUUCUGGGGGCCACUGCUGGAAUGAGACUGCUACAUGAAAAAGAUGAACAGAAGUCGAAUGAAGUUCUGGAAAGUCUCAGAGAGUACCUGGGUUCGCUGCCCUUCAUGUUCCAAAAUGCCUCCAUCAUCAGCGGGCAGGAAGAAGGACUGUAUGGAUGGAUCACGGUCAACUACCUGAUGGGAAACUUAUUCCAUGGGAACUUGUGGAACAAGUAUUUACACCCGGAGGGGGCGGAGACGGUGGGUUCCAUGGAUCUCGGCGGAGCGUCCACACAGAUUGCCUUUGCCAUCCCGGAAGCUCAGAGUGGGCCUGACUACAUGUAUGUCAAGCUGUAUGGUUACGAUUACUUCGUCUACACGCACAGUUACCUCUGCUACGGCAAAAAUGAGGCUGAGAAGAGAGUACUGGAUAAGAUAGUUCAGAGCUCCUCCAACCCGUCCUACAUAGAGAACCCCUGCUACCCCCAAGGUUUCAACGUCACGCUGAAGGCCUCAACAAUUUACGACACAGAAUGCACCACGAAACCCAAAAACUACAACCCGGACCAGGAUUUGUUCUUGGUCGGUACCCCCGACUCCGAAGUGUGUGGAGACAUAGUGAAGUCCAUAUUCGACUUUAAGACCUGCUCCUCAUCACAUUGCGGCUUCAACGGGGUCGAGCAGCCGCCGGUCAGAGGAGACUUUCUGGCCUAUGCUGGAUAUUUCUACAUUGCCAGGGCUGUGCUGAACGAAGGCCUGACAGACUUCAGUGACUUCAACGCUUCCAUUAACACUUUCUGCCACACAGAGUGGACACUGCUGAAAAAGCAGAAGGAUUGGAUCUCUGAAAGAUACCUCAGGACUUACUGCUUCGCAGCACACUACGUCUUCACUCUGCUGGCGGACGGAUACAAGUUUGAUGAAGAGACUUGGAAAAAUAUAAACUUUACACAACAGGUAAAAUCCACCAAUAUAGGCUGGAGCCUGGGCUACAUGCUCAGCAUGUCCAACAUGCUCCCGUCCGAGGUGAAAGUCAUCCCCCCCAUGACGAACCCCCUCUUCGCCGGCCUCAUCUUCCUCUUCUCUGCUUUAACCAUCGUAACUGUAGUUGCCGUUUUCAUCUUCCUCAUCCGGGCCUGCUACUGAGCGGCGGCGCUGCGGAGCCAGCGGUUCGUCCCUCGUGGCUGUGGGUCUCCUUCAGAGCAUGUAUUCAGGCAAAUGUUUUUGUAAACUACUAACGCAAACGUUCGGCAUGAGCCAUUAACUGCCUUCUGUCUCAAAUCUGACAUUUUCGCUGCGUUCAGAUGUGAGAUUGGAAAAAAAAAAAGGACAGGCGCUUCUCAAAACGUUACAAUACAAAUGGAAGAGUUCGUCUCAUUCAAACAGUAAAAUUUUUAUAUGUAUUUUUUAGAUUUCUUGUAAAAUUUUAACAGUGUUUUUGUUUUGUUCUUGACAAGUUUACUUUAUAAGUGAAGAGACUUACACUCUCUGGAGCUACGUUUUUUUUUUAUACCAACAAGCUUUCGUCUUCCUUUAAAUGUGUUUCCAUCAUUUUGAAGCUGUAAAUUUGAGUGAUGCACUUUCCUCUGAUAUUGUACAUUUUUGAGAUGUCCCUGUAAACACACUUUUUUUUUUUUUUUUUUGGACCUCAGGGAAGCUAACAUUGAUUUCUGUGCCUACUUGAGCGUGAUGAACAUGUAAGUGACGACUGGCAUUGAUGUCCACGCCCUUGUUAUUUUGUAACUGUGUAAUUUUAAGCUUUUUUUUUUAAAUCUCAAAAUGAGAUCAUCCUGUUUAUGUACAUCCACUCCAGGGCUCACAUGCAUCCAAGGCAUGAGUUGUUUUCUGACCUCGUGAUUGUGUUUUCCUCCAUCUGUUAUACAUAUAAAAAAACACAGAAUGUGUCUUUAAAGUGGUUUUUCAUCUGACUUGCGAACUCAUUUGGUUCAUAAGACUUGCUUAAUGAGCCGUUCCCCCCCUUUUUUUUAAUGACUGUGUUAAAUGAAUUUGCAUUAUCAGAUUACAACAAACUACUGCGAGUUCAUUUAGCCUACUUAUUACUUAUUGGCCUCGUGUGUGAUAUUAGGAAAACAGCUUUUGUUUGACAAAUAAUAGCUAUUCAGUUGGAUAAGAUACUUAAGAAAACUGCACCGUGAUGAAAUGUUGUAAAAUUCUGUCAUCCGGACCGCGUUAGUUCCAAUCAAUGAAACUACAAUUUGCAUUUACAAAGAACAAACAGCUUCAGUCACACCAUGCUCAUUACUGACUCCCUCAUGUUGUGUCGGCUGCAUUAGUUUUGGAAAUUUAGCACAAACUACUGAAGUACAUUCCAUAAAAAAAAGCUUGACCAAAAAGGAGAUAAAGUCAAAGUUUUAGAUAGAAAAGUUUACAAAUACAUUGGAACCGUGCUCAGGAAAUAUAUUCUAUUGUUUAUCACAAUUCAAUCUGCUUUGAUUAUGAUUAUUAGAAUUUCUUCACUUCAAAUGGAAUCAAGUGUGGCUCUGGUCUCCCAAGAGGGGGCGCCAGAGAGCUUCAGGGGGAGGUUUGUUUUCAACACACACAAAAAAUAAAUAAAUGGAGGGUAAAACUACACAUAAAUGUUCUUUUUAAUUAAACCACAUUUGUGUGACAGUCAUGACUUGAUGUAAAGAUUUAGCGUCCUUUGAUAUCGUCACCAAUCAGCCUUUCACAACAAAAGAGCAUUCCGGUAUGAAGGGACUGCAAACAGAAAAAAGCAUGAGAAUAAUUGUUCACUUUUGUGUCUUUUUAAACUUCCUCCUCGCAACGUAUUCAAUUCAAGAAGUGUUUUGAAAAAUACUGAUGUCAAUGUCAUGAAGAAAUCUAUGCACGGGUGUUUGAUGCACUGACUGUACUCGUCUCUUUAAAUAAACGUACCUACUGACUGCAUCACUUGCUGCUGCUUAAUGUUAAAAAUUCAUUUCCCUCAGCUUGUUUUCAAUUUGACACUAAAAUCACAGAUUUAAACCUGUUUAAUUAAUCAAUGAAAGUAAUAUGAAAGAAAAACCUGCCUGUUUGAUAAGGAAUGUUUGUUUUAUCUGUCAGUUGGCCAACUUGAAUUUCCCUGGAGCCAUGCUUACAACUGUACACUUCCCUCACACACACAUUCACACCAGUAGCGCCCUCUAGUGGUGAUAAGCGGCAGUUGCAGAAUAUUCAAAGUGAGCAUGGACGUUUAGAUUUUUUUUUUUUUAUUGAAAGUUUUGUCUAAAAAGAAAACAAAACAAAACAAAAAAAUCAAAAAGAAGGACAUUUGAAACUACAGCAAUAUCCACUGGUUCUACAGACACUCUCGAAAUCACAAAUCUGAAAGACAUGGGAGGCAUGUGACCAAGCAAAUAAAAAAAUAGCAUCAUCAAAGUUAUUUCUGUUGCAUCUUCUUUUACACACCUGUACAAAAAA
Molecule: messenger RNA, 3937 nt
Organism: Salarias fasciatus (jewelled blenny)
Lineage: Eukaryota; Metazoa; Chordata; Actinopteri; Blenniiformes; Blenniidae
Gene: entpd3
Product: ectonucleoside triphosphate diphosphohydrolase 3
Exons: 10
Coding region: 161-1663 (500 amino acids)
Biological process (GO): nucleoside diphosphate catabolic process
Cellular component (GO): plasma membrane
Molecular function (GO): ribonucleoside triphosphate phosphatase activity; GDP phosphatase activity; UDP phosphatase activity
Source: RefSeq, a predicted model, not a curated record